Molecule: messenger RNA, 617 nt
Organism: Dreissena polymorpha
Lineage: Eukaryota; Metazoa; Mollusca; Bivalvia; Myida; Dreissenidae
Exons: 2
Coding region: 86-565 (159 amino acids)
Source: RefSeq, a predicted model, not a curated record
UUUAAGCGAAAAGUGUCGUCCCUGAUCAAAUGCUUAUCUGGGAAACACUGAACGCAAAAUUAGUUUACUCCUUUUUUUCAGUGUGAUGCUCAUUUUGUCAAAUUGUUUCAAGGUUGAGGCGAAGAAAGUGAUCAGAAGUUACACGGAGUCGAUCGCGAGUUUUCUACAAUACGUUGGAGAUUCCACUGGCGACAAAAAUCGACUGGAACAGUGGCAACUGGAGUUGGGGCACCACACGGCGCACUUCUGCCACUACGAACCAAAGACAGACGCCUUGGACAUGUGCACUAGCGGCUCCAUGAGCUUCCGGUUCCGAACACUAGAACCACGUGGUCUUCUCGUUAUUGGACACGGCUCGGCGGUACAGUUCUUUGCUAUAGAGGUGUUUGACGGGAUCCUGUAUUUUGUUGCCGACUUUGGCAGCGCUACUAUCCGGAACAUGUUCUCAGACCGCCGCGUGGAUGACGGUGAAUGGCACGAGGUCAGUUUUAUAACGGUAUUUAAAAAAAAUAUGUUUUGUCUAAGAAGUUCAGCGCUAACAUGCGGUACACGCACGUCGCUGUAAAAGAUUUUUAUUAUGAUGCUUAUGGUGAUGGCGAUGGUGAUAAGGAGGAGAA